Molecule: messenger RNA, 1439 nt
Organism: Amoebophrya sp. A25
Lineage: Eukaryota; Dinophyceae; Syndiniales; Amoebophryaceae
Source: the annotation of a GenBank genome assembly
ACUAGCAUGUGAGAGGACUCUACUAGUUGUAAAACUUGUCAGUCUUAGGACGUAGCUCGUCGAGUACUACUUGUAGGAAGUUGCUAAUCGACACGGCGGAGGUGAAAAUCCCAGUUGCAUUCUGUUCUAGUAGCCUCACCUAGAAGAGCUUCUGAGGAGGAGGAGAUUACUGGGUAGACUACUUGUAAGGACGAUGAUGAAGUUUUGGUCUAUAAUUCAGGUUCGAGAAUAAACGGAAAGAUAGCUACUAUAAGCAAUUUUGUGCCGAUUCGAAAAAUGGAGGUCUCGUCUGCGCGGCGUAAGGAGGUCCUCGCUGCAGGGGAGAACCGGAAAUCGGCGAAAGAUGCGACGAAACCGGUGGCCGCACUCCUGCAGUUUCAGCUAUUGCUUUACUGCAACGGCUAUUUCGCGUACAUGUUUCUGAUUCUGACCUUCGUUUAAGGCUCGAGACAAUUCAUUUCCAGGGGCAUUUUCUUCGGUUUCCUUCUCGGGACUCUAGAGAAAUUAAGGGAAGACAGGAUGAAUUGCUUUGAGCUCUAAUUCGUCUUGCUGAUGUACAAGAAAUCCGUCUUCGACUACGCGAGUGGGCGCGUCGAGCGAGAGGCACUGCUGCUUUUUCUGUACAUUCCUACGCGAGCAAGUAGGAGCUUUUUCGGAGAAAACGCAUAUCGAUUCGACAAUCCCAUGAAACGGAAUCUAUUUUUUGUGUUCUUUGGCUUUUUGACGCUACCUCUGGUUAUGUUCCACGGCUAUUGGAUGCAGAACCAAAGCUACGUCUUACGGUUCGAUGAGGCGCUGAACGCGAUGGCGAUAGGAGUACUACUAGUCCUCCUAACUCCUACUAUGUAUUUAGUUUCGGUGCUUUUGCUUUUGUUCAUCUUUCUAUCACGUGAUUAAAAGCGCCGAGCGUCUCCAUCAUAAGUAUGGCAGAGUUGACUACAAAAGUAGGUGGGAACUUACUAAAAGUACGAGAUUUUUUAUUGCAAAUUAUUUGUAUUGCAGAGCCUCCUCAGCUGGUAACAAAUCACACAGGUGGCACUAACUGACAUUUCUUCUUCAACAACAGCUACUCCUCCUGGAAGUGUUAUUUGGCACCGUUGAGGCGAUGCUGAUGUUGCCCAAUUCACGGAUAGACGAGUUAAGCUGCAUAAUUCGGAUAGCUGUUGUUAAGACUUAUCCUAAUCCAUCUUCCGCAGCAUCUUGGAGCUGUUCCACAAGACAAAAAAAACAGCUCCAAGACGAAUCUCAAGAUGGACUUGAGUGAGCUCGAAUGUAGUCGGCGCCUUGAACCUGAUGGUUUUGACAAUAACACUUGCCGUGGGGCAAGAGAUGUUGCCAGAUAAAGAGGAUUACGCUGUUAAAUGAAGUUACAUUAUAAUAUGGAAAAUGCUCAAAAUAAAAUGAUACAACAAAUAGCUGCACAUCAGCAGGGAGGACAG